This is a messenger RNA of Maniola jurtina (meadow brown), 3663 nucleotides long. Its product is annotated as cationic amino acid transporter 3-like. The transcript has 15 exons. Gene Ontology annotation, molecular function: amino acid transmembrane transporter activity. Gene Ontology annotation, biological process: amino acid transport; transmembrane transport. The record is from RefSeq and is a predicted model, not a curated record. Gene Ontology annotation, cellular component: plasma membrane. Bases 326 to 3367 code for a protein of 1013 amino acids. Lineage: Eukaryota; Metazoa; Arthropoda; Insecta; Lepidoptera; Nymphalidae.
CGCUUGUACAUAGUCGCGUCGAGACAAUCUUGAGUUUGUUAGUUUAGUCAUACAAAUAUCUCCAAAAGUGCAUGGAUCCUGCGCUAAAAAGCGUCAAAAGUGCAUGAAUCCAGUGCUUAAAUCUGAUAACAAGUGUUAAUUUGAAUGAAUCGGAGUAUAAAACGUUAAAAUUGUAAAUGAUUUUAUGAAUCGGUGGGUUAAAAGCGAUUGUGUGUGAAAAUGAAUUUUUAUCGUGGAAAAGACUUAGGAAACUUCACUUAGGCGGUGCUAGCAGUCCAGAUGCAGAAUCCGGGGCCGCCAGGUGGGGGACGCUGACUGGGGAGCCAUGGGUGGCACGUGGCGCUCGCUGUGCCAGGUGCUGCAGCGGAGGCGCGUGUACCAGCCUGAACAGCUGGACCAGGGGAACUUGAGGAGAUGUCUGUCAAUAUGGGACCUCACCGCACUGGGCGUGGGCAGCUCGCUGGGCGUGGGCGUGUACGUGCUGAUCGGCUCCGUGGCGCUGCACCUCGCCGGACCCUCGAUAGUGCUGUCGUUCCUCAUUGCAGCUGUGGCAGCCAUAUUUGCAGGCAUGUGCUACGCGGAGUUCGGGUCGCGCGUGCCGAAGGCUGGGUCUGCGUACGUCUACACGUACGUGACCGUGGGCGAGUUCGUGGCCUUCGUCAUCGGCUGGAACAUGAUCCUUGAGGCGGUAUUUGGUACGGCCAGCGUGGCCCGCGGUCUCAGCAUGUACGUGGACUCCAUGACGAACAGCUCCAUGUCGUCAUGGUUCACGUCGGUCGCGCCCAUCGCCUCCGCGCACUUCUCCCCGCACUUCGACUUCUUCUCCUUCUUCGUUGUCAUGUUCAUAGGGGUGCUGCUAGCGUGCGGAGUGCGCGAGUCGUCAAUGGUGAACAACGUGUUCACCGGCGUCAACCUACUGGUCAUCGCGUUCGUCAUCCUCGCGGGCGCGUUCAAAGCUGAUCUCAGCAACUGGAGUAUACCAGAGGCAGACGUUCCUGAAAACCGUGGAAAGGGAGGUUUCUUUCCUUACGGCAUCUGGGGAAUGCUGAAGGGGGCUGCGGUCUGCUUCUAUGGAUUUGUGGGCUUCGACAGCAUCAGUUCUACAGGCGAAGAGGUGCACGAUCCACGGCGAGCCAUACCGAUUUCUAUAAUGGGCACGCAAGUUAUAGUGUUUGUGACCUACGCUGGCGUGGCUACCGUCGUCACUAUGAUGAUGCCGUACUACCUGCAGGAGAACGUAGCGUCAGUGGCGACGGCGUUCAGUUUCGUGGGCUGGGAGUGGGCGCGCUGGCUGGUCACCGUGGGCGCCAUCCUGGGCAUCACUGCCAGUUUGUACGGUGGUUUGUUUCCGCUGACUCGUCUCCUGUACUCGAUGGCAUCUGACGGUCUUCUGCUCCACUGGCUCGCAAGGGUUACCGUCAAACGCAAGUCGCCUACCAUCGCAACCAUCCUGUCAGCUAUUGUUAUAGGUCUCCUGGCAGCCAUCUUGGAGCUAAAUGAGUUGGUACUCAUGAUGUGUGUCGGGACUUUGGUGUCUUACACCAUUGUUGCAUCCUGCGUCCUAAUUCUAAGGUAUCGCUCGGAGGCGCCCCCUCCCGGUAUAUCGCUCGCGAAGCAAAUCUUCGGCCUCGGCGAGCGAUCGGCGAAUAGGAACACUUCUUGCAUUAUCAAUAUCUCGCUUGUAAUAUUCGUAUGCACAUGCUUCACGGCGGGAAUAGUGACCCACCACGCCAUGGAGCCUGUGGUGUACGUGUCAGUUCUCCACGCGGUGGCCCUCGGCCUGCUGGCCGUCAUGACGCUGCAGCCUCAAGUGAAGGAGGAGUUGAGUUUCAAGACUCCCCUGGUUCCAAUCAUCCCAUGCCUGAGUAUAUACGUCAAUAUUAAUUUGAUGGUCCUCAUCAAAUUGGAGACUUGGAUACGAGUUUUCAUAUGGAUUGCUAUUGGUAUACCAGUGUACAUAGUCUGUGUAUGCUGCUACAAACAGAGAAACGAAGAAAAUUUGGAAGAUAGCAUAAAUGCUUCGAAAGCAAUUGUCAAUGGAAAGGUGCCAGUACAAAUAUAUGUUGUAUCGCCGACCCCUCCUGGUACUAUCAAGCGUAAUACUCAAGGGGACCCAGCAUUACAAGAUCAUAAGAUAUUAGAACUUCAUUCACAAGAAGAUAUAAUAAAAGAACAACCAAUCGUAGUCGAGCAGAAAAUAGUGCAACACGCGUACAUAGAGGACAACGAAGAAAAAGAAGCCAAAAUCAUAGAUCUACUUGAUCAAGUGUUACAAGCUGAAGAAGAUUCGUACGGAGAAAUUAUUAGUUUAAAAGAACAAAAGGAAGACGAAACCGAAGAACAAGAAAACGAUACUCACAGAAAAUCUUUAAGUGAAUUAUCUGACGCUGGAUCGGAAGCAUCUAUGGGUAUUCAAGUAUUAUCUAAGUAUGAUGUUAUAGUUCAAGUACAUAGAGAAGAUUUACCGAAACUGAACGAGGAAGAGGAGAAAAUCGAUAAAGAAGAAGCCGAAUUUAAAGAAGGCAACGUUAAUAUGGACGAGGAAGUAACUGCGUUUAAUGACAGCGAUUCACGAACGGAUGAGUCUGGUUACUCAGACACUAUAGACAAAACAGCACUCAAUGAGUCUAUGGAAGAUUUUAAGGAGGAUGCAGAUAUUCCAAACAUACCGACACCUCCACCUUUAGAUGAAAGUUACUUUGCGAGUCCUGGUUUCAAAAAAUCCUACACAAUGUCAGCAAUUCCAUUAAAAAACAAAAUUAUUGAACCAGAAAAAGGGAACAAGAGAGAAAGCGUUAUGUCGAACAAUUCUUACGAUGACGGUCCAAUGGUGUUUGGGAGUGAUAAGCAAAUGAAUUUCAUGUCGAAAUUAGAAAACUUAUUUCAAACUAAAAUGGCAGGCAACGACGAAGAACCUAUAAAAAGAUCAAAUUCAGUUGGCAAUGUAGUGGAAAAUACAGACGAUGAUAAAAUCCCAGAACGACCUGCGAUAUGGCUAGAUUUAAAAAAAGAAAUCAUGCUAGGCGUAGCUGCGCAUAAUCUGCGCCAUGUACAUAUGGAAGACAAUAAUAAUAAGGCGCCUAUAGAUGAUACAGACGAAGAAGAACCAAGUUUAAGUAGGGAAGAUUUGAAAUCGAAAUUAGAGUCAAUUUUCUCUACAGGGGGUCCAAAACCAAUGAAAGCUAGAUUAAUGAAAUCAAACCCACCUACGCCCGAGGAAGCUUACCAAACCGAUACUUCUAGUACUGAGAGUAUUGCUAAACUUCCAAAAAUGGAGAAAAAUGAUACAUUGAAAAGACAAAAAACGAAAUUUGGGGAAGUUUUGAAUUCAUUCCGCUUGACUUUAAACAAAGAUGAUGAAGUGUGAUUAUUACAGAUUAGGGUAUAGUUUGUGUCAAAUAAUAUAAUGUGGGUAAAGACUUGUGUAAUGGUAGGCGCUGUGUUUUAAAACUUGAAAGCAUGUUUUGUGCUCAUAUAAAUAAUUAUUUACUACUUUGUUCAGACUCGUGAAGAUGGGAGGUAAAGGUUUUAGAAUCGUUACCAGUUGAAUGAACCUAGUCUUAUGUUGUAAGUGCCUUAUUUAAAGAAAAUAUUGUUUUGUUGUAUGUUUUAUACUUUUAGAGUGGAUUUUUCGAUCGCUGGAUAAACUUUAACUCAUGUAUU